AUGGCCGCCGCCAGCAGCAGCGAUUACUGUAGUGAUCCCGAUUCACCAUUCGGCUUAAUUUCCAGAGGGAAGAUAAUGCCUUUUAAAUCAUUCUGGAUUUUCGCUUUUCUUAUUCUUGCUGUAAGCCAGUGUUUUGCCGACGAUGAUCACGAAAUGGAGGAGUUUCUGAAGCGGGAGUAUUCCCUCUCUAAACCUUACCAAGGUGUGGGAUCCUCAGGCUCCUCCCACUGGGAGCUGAUGGGGGAUGCCAUGGUAACCACCGAACAGGUGCGCCUCACACCUGAUAUGCAGAGCAGGCAGGGGGCAGUAUGGAGUCGCAUUCCUUGCCAUCUGAAGGACUGGGAGAUGCAGGUGCACUUUAAGGUUCACGGGCAAGGAAAGAAAAACCUGAAUGGAGACGGGCUUGCCAUUUGGUACACUAAGGAACGCAUGCAGAAAGGUCCUGUAUUCGGAAAUAUGGACAAUUUCACUGGCUUGGGUGUGUUUGUGGACACGUAUCCCAAUGAGGAGAAACACAUAGAGGCGCAGAAGAAGAGAUACACUCCUCGCACACAGAGGAUCUUCCCCUUCGUUCUGGCCAUGGUGGGGAACGGCAGCAUCAGCUAUGACCACGAGAGGGAUGGUCGGCCCACAGAGCUGGGCGGCUGUAACGCCAUGGUGCGCAACCUCAAACAUGACACCUUCCUCUUCAUCCGAUACAUCCGCCGCAGGCUCACGGUGAUGAUAGAUAUCGACGGGCAGCAUGAGUGGAGGGACUGCCUGGACAUACCUGGGGUGCGGUUGCCCCAAGGCUAUUAUUUUGGAGCUUCAGCCAUCACUGGAGAUCUCUCAGAUAACCAUGAUAUAAUUUCCCUGAAGCUCUACCAGCUGACAGUGUUGCGGAGUCAAAAGGAAGAGGAAGAGGAGGAAGAAGAAAUAACCAUACCCAGUGUAGAUAACAUGGAGCUACUCAGAUUGGGUGACAACGAUGAAGGGAUGAGUGGAAUAGCUAUCUUCUUCACCGUGCUCUUCUCCAUGCUGGGUUGCAUCUUCCUCAUCGUCAUCGGCCUGGUGGUGUACAGCCAGUGGAACGAGAGCCGUCGUAAGCGCUUCUACUGAGGACAAGGAAAAAGGAAGAUAGUGAAUGUGACAACUACUGGGAUCCGUAAACCCAACUGCACAAAAGUGAGACACUGCUGUCGGCCAGUAGGAGCACAGUAGCUUGUUUUAUCCUGACGGGAGAUGGAGUAGAUGUAUCACCUGCUUCAAAAAGCCGUUCUCCAACUUUGCCAUUGGUAGUCAUGAAGCAGCAAGAGGACUUUAUUUUGUACUUCGUACUUAGCCCCCUACCUGACACACACCAACACAGCCUUACCAUCUCCACCUCUGUACUUCUUACACAGUGCGGUACAGUAUAUUACAUGACUUCUUGUGAGCAGCUACAUUUUAUUCUUUGUUUCCUUGCGCCACAUUUGACAAAUAUGGGGGAAAAAAACACUAAUUUUUAGUUCACUGAUGUUAAUUUUAUGGCCUUGAGAAAUAUAAAUAUAUAAGUAUAUGAUGUGUUCUUACUCAAGAUUUGUUAACCAUCUGCAGUAUGACUUGAAGUCCAAACCAAGGAACAUUAGAAACCACCAGUCAUCUUUACUCUAGCUCCUUGCUAAAUAAAGAUGCAUCUCUACCUUGCAUUUGAAUAGUCUCACAGUGCUCUGUACUCAAUCAUUUUGAUGCUAUGUAGAUUAUAUAAUGUACUGUAUAUUAUUAUCUUGUAGUUGCUGUAGUAUGCAUGACAUUUGUUAUUUUUUUUAUAAAAUUGUGUAGCCUACCACAGUUUUUGUCUUUUUGUUGUCACUAUCCUUGACAUUUUUAUGUGUUUGUGUAUGGUACAUGAAAAAUUGAGCUCUGCCUCGCUGGUGCAUGUGCUGAUGGCAAAGAUUUGGGUGUUUCAGGGAAAUAUUUGAUUUCAAUUAAAUUGCAUUUUUAUUUUUAUUUUUAUGAACAUUGAUUUUCACAAAAUGUUUAUUUAUGUUUUAGCAGCGCUCAUUUCCCCAUUUUAAUAUAUGUAUUUGAGAAAAUGGAUCAAAUUUCUUGAUCGGUUUACAGCAAAUUCUGCUAAAUAUAUUUAAAUAUAUUUAAAGGUCCAUUAUAGAAAUUGACAUUUGCACUGAAGGGAGGUUAAAUAGAAUUUUAAUGAAAACUCAUGUUUUUUUUUCCUGCACAUUGAAUUCUAGAGUGACAUUUUGUUUGUGUUUCCUGUGUUAGAUGUGAAAACAUCACCAGUUUUUUUGAGUGCGUCUUACAGUGCAUGUUUUUUUGCAGUGAACACAACAAACAUGGUGGUUUGGCCCCAGGCUGCUUCUUAGGAAUCUAGGUGUUGGCCAGCUGCUGUUGACUCAUCCCCAUCUUCUGCUGUAUGUUAUGGAAAUUAUACCAAGCCUCGUGUCAGUAGCAUAUAUCUUUUAUGUGGUGCUUUGUUUUUGAUUUUGAAUGUAUAAGGAUUUCCUCAUUUCCUGCAGCCAUCCUGACAGCCGCCCUACCUUAUUUAUGUUCUGUGCUGUUUCGUAUUGAAACUGUGUGCCUCAUGAUUCCAUUUACAAAAUGCAUUUUUUAGCCAUGUUAUCUUGUUUCUUUGUCCAGAACUGCCUCAUUAAAAACCAAGCAGACCUACCCUGUCAUUGUGGGUUAUGUACAUAACACAUGACACGUGUAUGGUUAGUUCAUGUAACCGUACUUGUUCUACAUUUAUAAGUGACAUCCUCAUCUUUCUAGCUAGAGCAGACAAACAAUUUUGAAGGAUAAAACACCAUUUUAAAAUAUAUCCUUGAAAAAGUGCACUACAGUAACCUCAUGGACUGAACUUUGUAUGUUGGGACAACAAGAGGUUGUGUGUUACCCUAAUGGAUGACAUAACAUCCCAUCAAUAAUUUAGACAAACUGCCUGAGGUGCCUCUCACACAAGCCGUGUGACGGUCCUCCAGAUCAAUAUCUCAGCUUUGUCACAUGCCAA
This is a messenger RNA of Toxotes jaculatrix (banded archerfish), 2986 nucleotides long. RefSeq names its product lectin, mannose-binding 2-like a (gene lman2la). Gene Ontology annotation, cellular component: COPII-coated ER to Golgi transport vesicle; Golgi membrane; endoplasmic reticulum-Golgi intermediate compartment. The transcript has 9 exons. The coding region runs from base 1 to 1098 and encodes 365 amino acids. Gene Ontology annotation, biological process: endoplasmic reticulum organization; Golgi organization; endoplasmic reticulum to Golgi vesicle-mediated transport. The record is from RefSeq and is a predicted model, not a curated record. Gene Ontology annotation, molecular function: D-mannose binding. Lineage: Eukaryota; Metazoa; Chordata; Actinopteri; Toxotidae.